Linum tenue is the source of this 3386-nucleotide messenger RNA. NCBI's taxonomy places the organism in Eukaryota, Viridiplantae, Streptophyta, Magnoliopsida, Malpighiales, Linaceae. The record is from the annotation of a GenBank genome assembly.
ACCAUACCAGUUUCUGCAAACGUCCCCACGAAAGAAGGGAACACGUAACCAAGCCGUCAACACUCCCACCCUAUUCCCCCCAUUUACCGCAACCCAAUCUUUCUGCCCGUUCCCUUCUUCUCUGCACUCUCUGUCCCAAUUUCCUCCCUUCCCCACCUACUCUUAGCCGCCGGCAUCCAUGGCUUACAACGAUGCCGACAGUCGGAAAGUCAUUUACCUCCACGGGGACCUCGAUUUGCACGUCAUUGAAGCUCGAAGGCUUCCUAACAUGGAUUUAACCUCCGAGCGCCUCCGCCGCUGCUUCUCCCCCUGCAACUUCUGCGCCGCUCCACCUCCCGUCACCACCGCCGCCGACGGCGAAGCAAGGGACCACAAGCUGCACAAGCACCGCAAUAUCAUCACCACGGACUCCUACGUCACCGUCGUCGUCCCCCAAGCCACGAUCGCCCGCACCCACGUUGUCAAGAACUCCCAAAACCCUAGGUGGAACUACCGGUUCCAUCUCCAGCUUGCGCAUCCGUGCUCCGAGCUUGAGUUCCACGUCAAGGAUGACGACGUUUUCGGGGCGCAGCUUGUUGGAAAGGCUGCAAUUCCCGCCGAGAAGAUCGCUUCGGGGGAGGUUCUCAGCGGCUGGUUCCCGAUUGUCGGCCCCGGCGGCCAGACGCCUAAGCCGGACACUGCACUGAGGCUCGAGAUGAAGUUCAUUGCUGUUGACAAGAAUCCGCGCUAUCUCCAUGGCAUUGCCGGCGAUCCUACUCACAGCGGCGUCACUGACACCUACUUCCCUUUGAGGAAAGGGAGCAAGGUGACAUUGUACCAGGACGCUCACGUCCCCUGUGGCUCGUUGCCGGAGAUUCAACUUGACGGCAGCAUGGUUUAUAAGCAGCCACAGUGUUGGGAGGAUCUUUGCUAUGCCAUAUCAGAGGCUCACCAUAUGAUUUACAUUGUGGGAUGGUCUGUGUUCCAUAAGAUUAAGCUGGUUAGAGAACCAACUCGGCCAUUGCCACGAGGUGGGGAUUUGACUCUUGGUGAGUUGCUCAAGUAUAAGUCCGAGGAAGGAGUCAGAGUUCUGCUGCUGGUUUGGGAUGACAAAACCUCUCAUGAUAAAUUUGGCAUCUCUACGGGUGGAGUGAUGCAAACUCACGAUGAAGAGACAAAGAAGUUUUUCAAGCAUUCUUCAGUGAUCUGUGUGUUAUCACCUCGCUAUGCCAGCAGUAAGCUUAGCAUUUUGAAACAAUCGGUUGUUGGAACUGUCUUUACACAUCAUCAAAAAUGCGUUCUUGUAGACACACAGGCUCCCGGUAAUAACAGGAAGUUAACUGCAUUUAUGGGAGGACUUGAUCUUUGUGAUGGGCGGUAUGACACCCCGGAGCACCGGCUAUUUCGUGAUCUUGAUUCUUGCUUCAAGGAUGAUUUCCACAAUCCUACAUUUCCUGCGGGGACCAAGGCUCCCAGGCAACCAUGGCAUGACUUGCAUUCUAGAAUUGACGGGCCUGCUGCAUAUGACCUUCUUAUAAACUUUGAGCAGCGUUGGAGGAAAGCAACAAAGUGGAAAGAGUUUGGACUUCGUUUGAAAAAGGUUUCACAUUGGAAUGAUGAUGCUCUAAUAAAGAUAGAAAGGAUCUCAUGGAUAGUAAGUCCUCCCUUGAGCGUAACAAAGGAAGGCGUGACAGUUGUUCCCUCGGAUGAUCCUAUAGUACAUGUCUCCGGUGAACAAGAUCCUGAAAACUGGCAUGUUCAGAUCUUCCGUUCCAUUGACUCUGGAUCAUUGAAGGGAUUUCCAAAGACUGUUGGUAAAUGUCAGGCACAGAAUCUCACUUUUUCAAAAAAUCUGGUGAUAGAUAGAAGCAUUCAAACUGCAUAUAUACAGGCAAUCCGAUCUGCACAACAUUUUAUUUACAUUGAGAAUCAGUAUUUUGUUGGAUCAUCAUAUGGCUGGCCUUCAUACCAAAAUGCAGGAGCUGAUAAUCUAAUACCAAUGGAGCUGGCAUUGAAGAUUGCAGAGAAAAUUAGAGCCAAUGAGAGGUUUGCAGUGUAUGUUGUUAUGCCAAUGUGGCCAGAAGGAGACCCAAAAUCUGAAGUUGUGCAAGAAAUUCUAUUUUGGCAGAGCCAGACCAUUACCAUGAUGUACGGUGUAGUUGCAGAGGAACUCAAGUCUAUGCAACUUCAGGGCGUACAUCCUCAAGACUACCUCAAUUUCUACUGCAUCGGUAAGACCGAGGAAGCUCCCCCAGAAAUGUUGAGUGGCAAUGGUCAACAGGUCUCCGAAUCUGCGAAACGUCAGCGGUUCAUGAUUUAUGUCCACGCCAAGGGCAUGAUAGUGGAUGAUGAGUAUGUAAUCAUAGGAUCAGCUAAUAUCAACCAGAGAUCGAUGGCCGGUACCAAGGACACAGAGACUGCCAUGGGUGCGUAUCAGCCUCAUCACGCUUGGGCAGUGAACAAGAGACAUCCACGGGGCCAGGUUUGUGUUUCUUCCGAAUUAUGUCUAAUCAAGUUUUUUCUUUUUUGGUCACUUGCCGUAUGUUCUGGAAGAGGAGGGUGAAAUUGUAAGGUGGUGACUAGUAUCGGUGUGUUUCAGAUCUACGGAUAUAGAAUGUCUCUUUGGGCAGAGCAUCUAGGCGGAUUACAGCAGACGUUCGAAGAGCCCGAGAGUUUGGACUGCGUGAAGGCAGUGAACAACAUUGCUGAAGAGAACUGGAGGAAUUUCUCGGAUCCCGAUUUCUUGAAAUUGCAGGGGCAUCUCCUCAAGUAUCCCUACCAGGUUGAUAUGGAUGGAGCAGUAAGCCCCCUCCCUGGAAGUGAGAACUUCCCUGAUGUUGGUGGCAAAGUGCUUGGAGCUCAUUCCAUUAAGAUCCCUGACAUUCUAACGACCUGAUCGUUUUCUAAAGUGUCAAUACUGUGAAUGACUGUCUUGUUAGGUUUGUUUUGGUAUGUGCUCGUCGGAGUCUGUAUGUAAAAUUCUACAGGGUUAUUUUGUACAUGGUUUAUUGUUGUCCUUCGGGACAAGAAUAAAACUUGUAAUUGUUGUGUAUAUGAGAUGAGGGAGGACCUUCGUCUUUGAUUCUUUUAUCUUCAAUGUAUGAAGUAAUGAACCAGUUGGAUUGGAUAGUGAUUAAGGUCAAGAAAGGCAGACUGCACAGUAUUGGAAAUAUUGAUUGAGUUCAUCAAUAGGAAGGACAAUGGAUCCAGAACAGAUUGGGUAGUAUGGUGUGCAGGCUCACCUGCCUUGAGGUCUGCUACGGCUCUUAGUUAAUUGGCACAAGAUCUGACCUGCAUGGGACGGGUUUUAUCAGACCCUACUUAAACUCUGUACCAACAAACCAUUUCAUUGGAAUUCCAAUGUUCACAACUACGAUAACAAAUAAUGCACCUACUUUUUUUUUUUA